Molecule: messenger RNA, 578 nt
Organism: Drosophila albomicans
Lineage: Eukaryota; Metazoa; Arthropoda; Insecta; Diptera; Drosophilidae
Product: 40S ribosomal protein S13-like
Exons: 3
Coding region: 75-530 (151 amino acids)
Biological process (GO): translation
Cellular component (GO): ribosome; cytosolic small ribosomal subunit; nucleolus
Molecular function (GO): structural constituent of ribosome; small ribosomal subunit rRNA binding
Source: RefSeq, a predicted model, not a curated record
GAGACUUUGACUCAAUUUUGCGUUUCAUAGCAAGUCUCCAAUUUCUUUUCGGUGUCAAAAUCUAAGCACUCAACAUGGGUCGUAUGCACGCUCCAGGCAAGGGUAUUUCCCAAUCAGCUUUACCUUACAGACGCACUGUGCCAUCGUGGCUGAAACUCAAUUCCGAGGAUGUCAAGGAUCAGAUUAAGAAACUCGGCAAGAAGGGUUUGACUCCUUCUAAAAUUGGUAUCAUUCUGCGGGACUCCCACGGCGUAGCCCAAGUGCGUUUCGUCAAUGGUAACAAAAUCCUGCGCAUCAUGAAAUCGGUUGGCUUGAAACCCGACAUUCCCGAAGACCUGUAUCAUAUGAUCAAGAAGGCUGUCGCCAUCCGUAAGCAUUUGGAGCGCAACCGCAAGGAUAAGGAUGGCAAGUUCCGUCUGAUUCUGGUCGAGUCUAGAAUUCACCGUUUGGCACGCUACUACAAGACUAAGAGCGUUCUAGCCCCCAACUGGAAAUACGAAUCCAGCACAGCCUCUGCUCUGGUUGCCUAAACUGGCAAUACAUUUGUACACACAUUAAAUAAACAAAACCAAACCUUA